Messenger RNA from Prorocentrum cordatum, 1467 nucleotides. NCBI's taxonomy places the organism in Eukaryota, Dinophyceae, Prorocentrales, Prorocentraceae. The record is from the annotation of a GenBank genome assembly.
AUGGCUGCAAGCCCGACUCAGGCUACAACCGUCGAGCGGCCACUCGCGGAUACCUAUGUUCAGUCCUGCCAGUCAACGAAUUAUGGUACCCAGCAGGUUUUGGUCAACAAGCGCUACUCCGACGGCUGGUGCGGCACUCGAUACUCGUUCCUGCAAUUCAGCGUUCCUUGCGAUGCUCAGGAUGCAACGCUCCUGCUGUGGCCGACUGACUAUGCUGCUGGUACCUUUCCAAAGGUGGCCGUCUUCACGGUGCAGAACGCGUGGUCGGAAAGCACCACUAUUUGGUCCAACCACCCUGGCUGGCAGGAGCAGGUUUGCGAUUAUCAGGCAUACCCAGGCCCAGUCGGGCAGGCGUUCGCAUGCACCGUUCCACAGGCGAAACUCGCCGGUAAGAACACCAUCUCGUUUGCGUUGGUUGCAGAAUGGAUGUGGGCGGGGGGGGCAGUAGUUCUUGGUCUCGCGAAGCCCUCGACGAGAGCACCAGACCGUCGCUGGUGUUCCAGUGUCCUACUGCAGCACCCACGACGGCCCCGACGAGCAGCCCGACCUCGUCCCCGACGCCCAGUCCGACGAGCAGCCCGACAAGCAGCCCGACCUCCAGUCCGACCGCGUCCCCGACGUCCAGUCCGACGAGCAGCCCGACCUCCAUCCGACCUCGUCCCCGACGUCCAGUCCGACGCCUUCGCCGACUGCGGCCCCGACGAGCAGUCCGACGAGCAGCCCGACCUCCAGUCCGACCGCGUCCCCAACGUCCAGUCCGACGAGCAGCCCGACCUCCAGUCCGACCUCGUCCCCGACGUCCAGUCCGACGCCUUCGCCGACUGCGGCCCCGACGAGCACCCGACCUCUAGUCCAACCGCGUCCCCGGGCCCGACGUCAAGUCCGACGAGCAGCCCGACCUCCAGUCCGUCCUCGUCUUUCCCAGGGACGGUGGCGACGAGUUCGGCCGUUGGCGAUCCCCAUAUGAAGAAUGUAUACGGCGAGCGUUUUGAUUUGAUGGCGCCAGGCAACCAUGUUCUUAUCAACAUCCCUCGUGGAGAGCGCGCUGAAAAAGCAUUGCUUCGCGUGCAGGCCGAUGCACGCCGAUUGGGUAAACAGUGCACGGAUCUAUAUUUCCAAGAUUUGAACGUGACCGGAUCUUGGGCAGAGGCAGAACAAGUCGGAGGUUUUCAUUACAGCGCAUCGCAGAGCGAGGUUGAGGUUCCUAAGUGGGUUAUUUUUGGUAAGAUAGAGCUGAAGGUCGUUCGCGGGCAUACGGACGGCGGCACGUCGUACUUGAACGUGUACGUCAAGCAUUUAGGCCGAGCUGGGUUUGCUGUCGGAGGUCUUCUAGGCGAGGACGACCACAGCAACGCGAGCACGCCAGAGGCUGGGUGCGUGGAACUUGUGAAUCUACAGGAUCUGCAAACGCUUCGGACUGGCAGUGGCUACCGACCGGUCUCGACUGCAGAGGCAACAUACGCUUAA